AUGUUUUCUGAUGUGCUCUGUGUUACAGUGGUACAGAGUCAGAAUGGCUGGGGAGUGACUUACACUUCUACUCAGAUCUGUGCUGUAAAAGGAUCAUCAGUGGAGAUACGCUGCACCUACACAUACCCACCCAGAAUAAAUAAUGAAACUAUUGAAGUUCAGAAAAGAUUAUGGUUUACUAAAUUGCAACAAGAUGUACCUGUGGAUCUAAAAACUGAUCCAAACUAUGACGCUCGAGUGGAGUAUAAUUUUUUUCGGAACAACAGCACUCUGAGAAUCACAGACCUGAGAGAGAGUGACUCAGCUCAAUACAAGUUCAGGUUUGAGACAAACAAUCGUAGUGGACGUUAUACUGGCUCUCCUGGAGUCACUUUACUUGUUACAGAUGCUCCAAUACGCCCCUCUGUGUCAGUGACUCUCUCGGGUGAGAUAGUGGAGGGCAGCUCUGUGACUCUGACCUGUAGCAGUGAUGCUAACCGAGCAGCUAAUUACACCUGGUACAAGGAGGAUGAUCAGAAACCUCUCAGUAAAGACUCCCAGCUCAUCUUCAGCUCCAUUCAGUCUUCUGAUGCUGGAGAGUAUUACUGCAUAGCUGUAAACAACCUGGGGACAAAAAGGACUGGACACAAUAUCAUCAUUGUGAAUUAUGCUCCAAAGCUUCCCUCUGUGUCAGUGAGUCCCUCUGCUGAGAUAGUGGAGGGCAGUUCAGUGACUCUGACCUGUAGCAGUGAUGCUAACCCAGCAGCUCAAUAUACCUGGUACAAGAACAAUGAUCGCAAACCUCUCAGUGAGAGCUUCCGGCUUGGGUUCAACUCCAUUCAGUCCUCUGACUCUGGAGAGUAUUACUGUAAAGCCAGAAACAAGCUGGGGAUGAAGACGUCUAGGAACAAACUUCUUGAUGUAAAAUAUGCUCCAAAGUUUCUGUCUCUAUCAGUGAGUCCCUCUGAUGAGAUAGUGGAAGGCAGUCCUGUAAAUCUGAUCUGCAGCAGUGAUGCUAACCCAGCAGCUAAUUACACCUGGUACAAAGACAACAAAGAACUGUCAGCAAGACAACAGGGUGUUUAUCACUUUAUCUCCAUCAGCUUGGAGGACAGUGGGGAUUAUUCCUGCAAGUCUGAGAAUGUGCAUGGAGAGGCCAACUCUACCUCUCUAUCAGUGGAUGUACAAUAUCCUCCGAGACUUCCCUCUGUGUCAGUGAGUCCCUCUGCUGAGAUAGUGGAGGGCAGUUCAGUGACUCUGACCUGUAGCAGUGAUGCUAACCCAGCAGCUAAUUACACCUGGUACAAGGAGGAUGAUGAGUCACCAAAGGCAUCAGGACAGAACUUCACCAUCACUGACAUCCAACCUGAACACAGUGGGAGUUAUUACUGUGUUGCCCAGAACUCAAGAGGACAUCAGAACUCCAUCUUACAGCUGAAUGUUGUGCCAGGUCAGUUUGAUGCUCCUCACAGUUGA
Neolamprologus brichardi is the source of this 1455-nucleotide messenger RNA. RefSeq names its product B-cell receptor CD22-like. NCBI's taxonomy places the organism in Eukaryota, Metazoa, Chordata, Actinopteri, Cichliformes, Cichlidae. The record is from RefSeq and is a predicted model, not a curated record.